Closterium sp. NIES-65 is the source of this 1032-nucleotide messenger RNA. The record is from the annotation of a GenBank genome assembly. Lineage: Eukaryota; Viridiplantae; Streptophyta; Zygnematophyceae; Desmidiales; Closteriaceae.
AUGGCCACCCCCAAUGUUCUUACUUUUGACGCUGAGGGGAGGGCCAUUGACUUUGCCGUCUGGAUUGAAGACCUGCAGCUGUACUUACUGUGUGAUGCGAUAGAUGAGGUCUCUCUCUUUGACUUUGUCUCUGGAGCUGUCCCUGCCCCGCCUGCUGAUGCUGACUCUGCCGUUCGCUCCAAGUGGGCGACCCGCGAUGCUGCUGCACGUCUUGCUGUGCGUCGCCACCUCCCUUCCUCUGAGCGUGCCCACUUUAGUCAGUGCAAGACCGCUCAGGCCUUGUACGACGCUGUAGUUGCACGCUACUCCUCUCCUUCCUCCGCUACCCUUAGCCGCCUCAUGCUACCGUUUCUCUUCCCUGACCUCGCUUCCUUUCCCACUGUCGCUGACCUCGUUACCCACCUCCGCACUAGUGACGCUCGCUACCGCGCUGCCCUUCCUGCUGAGUUCCGCGCCGCAAACCCUCCUCCCAUGUAUAUCACUCUCUACUUUCUCGUCACCCGUCUUCCUGAGUCCCUUCGUGUCGUUAGGGACCAGGGUGUUCUCCUUCCCCCCUGCUGCCCUCUGUCGCCUCUGCUGCUACGGCCGACCUCGCUGGUUUUGAGUCGGUCGGUGCGGCGUCUGCCCCCAGCGGCAGACGCCGCUCUGGCAAGGGCAAGGGGGGCAAGGGAGCGGGUGGAUCUAGAGGAGGCAGUGGCGGAGGAGGUGGGGGUGGCGGGGGGAGUGGGGGUGGCGGUGGAGGUGGUGGCGGGAGUGGGGGUACCGGUGGAGGAGGUGGAGGCGGAGGUGGCGGCGGAGGCGGCAGCGGAGGAGGCGGGGGCGAGGGUACCGGUGGGGGCGGUGGCGGUGGAGACGGGGGUGGCGGUGGAGGUGGGAGUGGCGGUGGAGGCGGGAGUGGCGGAGGCGGCGGGGGUCGGAGUGGCUCGUCCCAGCGGAGCAGCUCUGGGGGUGGUCAGCGCCAGCAGCAGCAGCAGCAGCAGCAGCGGUCUCGCACCGUCCCCGCCCCUCAGCAGCUCCGUGUGUCCCAGGUAG